This is a messenger RNA of Myiozetetes cayanensis, 3803 nucleotides long. RefSeq names its product amyloid beta precursor like protein 2 (gene APLP2). The transcript has 18 exons. NCBI's taxonomy places the organism in Eukaryota, Metazoa, Chordata, Aves, Passeriformes, Tyrannidae. Gene Ontology annotation, biological process: central nervous system development; axonogenesis. Gene Ontology annotation, molecular function: serine-type endopeptidase inhibitor activity; heparin binding; transition metal ion binding. The record is from RefSeq and is a predicted model, not a curated record. The coding region runs from base 47 to 2317 and encodes 756 amino acids. Gene Ontology annotation, cellular component: membrane.
CCGGCGGGGGCGCUGUGGCCGCAGUGGCGCUGGGGCGGCGGCGGUGAUGGCGGCUGCGAUGGGCUCCGCGCUGCUGCUGCUGCUCGCGCUCCUCGGGCCCGCGCCCGCGCUCGCCGGAUACAUCGAGGCCCUCGCAGCCAAUGCUGGGACAGGGUUUGCAGUGGCAGAGCCUCAAAUUGCCAUGUUCUGUGGGAAGCUAAAUAUGCAUGUGAACAUCCAGACUGGGAAAUGGGAACCUGACACUUCUGGAACCAAGAGCUGCUUUGGAAGGAAGGAGGAGAUUCUGCAGUACUGCCAGGAGAUGUACCCAGACCUGCAGAUCACCAACGUGGUGGAAGCCAACCAGCCCGUGAGCAUCGACAGCUGGUGCAAGCAUGGGAAGAAGCAGUGCAAGGACCACACCCACAUCGUGGUGCCCUUCAAGUGCCUGGUGGGUGAGUUCGUGAGCGACGUCCUGCUGGUCCCCGAGAAGUGCCGGUUCUUCCACAAGGAGCGGAUGGAUGUGUGUGAGAGCCACCAGCACUGGCACACCGUGGCCAAGGAGGCCUGUCUGACAGAGGGGAUGAUCCUGCACAGUUAUGGGAUGCUGCUGCCCUGCGGGGUGGACCAGUUCCACGGCACAGAGUACGUGUGCUGCCCUCAGACUAAGGUUGUGGAUGAGGCUCUGUCCAAAGAGGAGGAGGAGGAGGAGGAGGAAGAGGAGGAUGAAGACUAUGACCUUUACAAAAGUGAGUUCCCUACAGAGGCAGGUGUAGAAGACUUCACAGGAACAGCUGUGGAGGAGGAUGAGGAUGAAGAUGACGAAGGGGAGGAGGAAGAGGACGUGGUGGAGGACCGUGAUUACUACUACGACAGCUACAAGGUGGAUGAUUACAACGAGGAGACCCCCACAGAGCCCAGCAAUGACAAGGCUGUGGCUGAGAAGGAAGUGAGCAGCGAUAUGAAAUCUGUCUGCUCCCAGGAGGCCCUGACAGGGCCCUGCCGGGCUGUGAUGCCUCGCUGGUACUUCGACCCUAACAAGAGAAAGUGCAUUCGCUUUAUAUAUGGAGGCUGCGGAGGCAACAGGAACAAUUUUGAGUCAGAGGAGUAUUGUAUGGCUGUGUGUAAAAAGAUGAUGCCCACUGAUGAUGUGGAUGUCUACUUCGAGACCCCAGCGGAUGACAACGAGCACGCCCGCUUCCAGAAGGCCAAGGAGCAGCUGGAGGUCAGGCACCACAACCGCAUGGACCGGGUGAAGAAGGAAUGGGAGGAAGCUGAGCACCAAGCUGUAAAUCUCCCCAAGGCAGAGAGGCAGACUCUCAUCCAGCACUUCCAGGCCAUGGUGAAGUCUCUGGAGAAGGAAGCAGCAAGUGAGAAGCAGCAGCUUGUGGAGACUCACCUGGCUCGCGUGGAAGCGAUGCUGAACGAUCGCCGUCGCAUCGCCCUGGAGAACUACCUGGCUGCCCUGCAGGCCGACCCACCACGGCCCCACCGCAUCCUGCAGGCCCUGAAGCGCUACGUCCGUGCCGAGAACAAGGACCGGCUCCACACCAUCCGCCACUACCAGCACGUGCUGGCCGUGGACCCCGAGAAGGCUGCACAGAUGAAGUCCCAGGUGAUGACACAUCUCCAUGUGAUCGAGGAGCGGAUGAAUCAAAGCUUGUCUCUGCUCUACAAGGUACCAUAUGUGGCUGAAGAAAUCCAGGAUGAGAUUGAUGAGCUGCUGCAGGAGCAGCGUGCAGACAUGGAGCAGUUCACAUCCUCCAUUUCCGAGUCCCCGGUGGACGUCAGGGUGAGCUCUGAGGAGAGCGAGGAGAUCCCCCUGGACGGCAAACCCUUCCGGCCCUUCCAGGUGAAAACCUUCCCUGCUGGGCCCGACAGUGAAGAUCCUCAGCCGGAUUUGUACCAUCCAAUGAAAAAAGGUUCUGGCAUGACUGAGCUGGACGGGCUGAUCGGCGCCGAAGAAAAAGUGCUCAACAGCAAGAACAAAGUGGAUGAAAAUGUGGUAAUUGAUGAGACCCUUGAUGUGAAGGAGAUGAUUUUCAACGCGGAGCGUGUCGGUGGGCUGGUGGACGAGCCGGAUAAUGACAACUCCCUCCGUGAUGAUUUCAGCUUCAGCAGCAGUGCCCUGAUUGGGCUGUUGGUGAUUGCUGUUGCCAUAGCUACUGUGAUAGUCAUCAGCUUGGUGAUGCUGAGGAAGAGGCAGUACGGGACCAUCAGCCAUGGAAUUGUGGAGGUUGACCCGAUGCUCACCCCGGAGGAGCGGCAUCUGAGCAAGAUGCAAAACCACGGCUACGAGAACCCCACUUACAAAUACCUGGAGCAGAUGCAGAUAUAAGAGAGAUGAAGAUACAACAGCCCUGACCAGGAAAGGUGCAGGGUGGAGGGCCAAAGUGGUCCAGUGUUUUGGAUCAACUACUGACCAACAGUUGCUUCGAGAGGACUUCAUCUUACAUUCAGAACUCCUGGAUCAUUAAGACUAUAAUUACUACUGUAGAGUUGCAAUUUCCAUUCUUUUAAAUGGGUGAAGAAAUGAUAAUAUAACAAUAUGAUAUAUAAAUCUCCUUAAAUGGGAAAAAUGGAUCUAUUGCAGAUAUUUGACUGAUAUGUAGUUUUCUUUUUUUUUUUUUUUUAAAUAAUCUGAAAAAUACCAGUUCCGUUGUACUGUUGUCUGUUACGAGCUCUAUAUAUAUAAAAUGGGAAAUGUUGAUCUUUAUUUCUGAUAGACCACCUGUAUAUUGAGGGUCGUUUGUACCAGCCCACCUUGUAAAAAGGAGACAGUUGUGGCUCUUCAGUCAUUUUGGCUUUUAUAUAUAAAGCAGUAUUCCUUUUUUUUUUUUUUUUUUUUUUUUUAAGUGAAUUUCGCUGGGAGUUGCAAAGAGAUUAAUUUAGGGAUAGGAGCUAUGACAGCAUAAGCAAGGAAGCAAUUGGGAAUGGUAACUAACAAAAACCCUUAUGAUGAAAAAAAAAAAGAAAAAGAGAAAGAAAAGAAAAAAAAAAAAGAAAACCCCCAUCCUCAUAUGCCAGUGGUGUGCACCCUGCUGCUUAGCAGCUCGGGCUCUAGGAAUCAACACUCCCUGGAGGCAAGGAGUUAAAAGGCUUCUAGCAUCUCUGUUUAUAGCUAUUCUAGUGGAACGUUAGACCAUGGUUUGUGCAUACAGGGGUCUGCACAUUCGCCUCCCAGAUUCAGUUCUGCUCUAGAGUUGGAAGUUCCUGGUAAUUGAAUUGAAAUCCUCUGUUCUCAGCCAGUUUCCUUCAGUACUCACCUGGCAUUAACAGCCCCCUCUUGCUACUACUUUCUAAUUUCCCCAGCUCUCCUGCCUCACCAACAUGGUAAGUAAGUUCAGAGCCGCAGAUUUUGGAGCCUUUGCAUCUCUCUGGGGGACGUUGGGCCCUGGGCACAGCUCUGGGGGUUGGCCCAGACGUGACAAAAUCACUGCAACGGUCGGGACCUCGGGAGCCGACGAACACAGAGCUCGCUGAGCUGGGGAGGGGAGAGGGACACCUCGGGGAAGGGAUGCUGCCUGCCUGCUGUAAGGGAAAUGGGAUGCAUAGGCCCCCAGAAGACCAAAAGGGGUAUUGUUCCACUCACCAUCAUGUCUUUGUAAUGCUUGUAUAGUUGGUGUUAAUGCUCACGGCUUUUUUAAAUCUGGAGGUUCUGGUAACCUGUGGUGUAUUUUUUCUAUUUUUCCUGUGACUUUUAUUUUUUCUUCCCCCCCUUCCGUGUCUCUUCCCACUAUGCACAGAUUUACCUGCAAACUCCUUAGUGUGGUCUGUGGGGAAUGUACAAAGUUUAAACACAUCAAUAAACACUUUAACUUCCA